AUGGAUUCCGGUAGUGCUACAAUUACCACCACGGAUAAAGCCUGGACUAAACGACCAUCAGAUCCCAACAUGAGUGAUGAAAUAAAAGAAGACAUCAAAAAGCCAAGAACCGAUGACGAUGAUCUCAAAUUGACAGCCAAGCAGAAAAAGAAGGCAGCCAAGGCUCGCAAGCUCGGCAUGUCGUACCAUGUCAUUGAUAACGAACUCGUCAUUCAACCAAAGCUUUUCUUUAAGCACUUCAAUGAUUUUGCAACAAUGAAGGAUGCUCGCAAUUUGAUGUUGACAGCACUAGCGCCCAAGGGUAAACAAGCACGUCUUGCUGAAAUUCCUGAUUUUCCCGGUGUAGCACCAGUAAGAAGAGCAAUCAUGAUUGAUGUCCCUAUCUACGACCCUUUUGAAAUGGGACUACCCAUUGAAGCUCGUAACGUAUCGAAAGCAGAUUCAGCUGCAGUGUAUGAUCAAAUGAAAGCUGAACCUCUUUACGAGUAUAUUAAGCAAAUGGAUGACGAAAGCACGGAAAUCUUGGGUUUGAUUAGUGCUGCUGGAUUUGAUCAGUAUAAGCGAGUACAUGAUCGGUUCCUGGACCUUUUAGAAGUGCCAUUGUCCAAGGGCGAGAUCAAAAAGAAGAGAGAGGAAGAGGAUAAAGAUCCUGAUCAGAAGAGAGCCAUUGUUCCAGAAGUUUUGAUCAUGACCAAAGAAGAAUUGCAGAUGGAGGACUUUCCUAUCCCCAUGAGCUUGGAUCCAUACAGCGUAUUAGAGGACGGCUGGGUGGACACAUUGCCUGGUGCAGGAUUAACACCCAAAAGGUUGGUUGCUUUGGAUUGUGAAAUGUGCAAAACAGUGAAUGGCUAUGCAGUGACUCGAGUAGCGCUGGUGGAUAGAGAUAAUAAUCAACUGAUCAAUGAACUCGUCAAGCCCAGUGAAGAGAUCACAGACUACGUUACACAUAUCAGUGGAGUGGACGAAAAGUCUUUAAUAGGCAUCAGCACGACAUUAGCCGAUAUCCAAAAGAAGAUACAGAAAUAUGUGGAUGGAGACACGAUCCUUGUGGGCCAUGGAUUAGUGAAUGACAUGAAGUGCCUUAAGAUGAGACAUCCUUACAUUAUCGAUACUGCCAUCAUAUACCACCACAAAAACGGGCCACCUUACAAACCAUCGCUCCGUGAUUUGACUGUACGCUAUUUGAAACGUACCAUCCAGAUUAGAGACGAGGAUAAAAAGCCAGGGGAGGACAAGGGUCAUGAUCCCUGUGAAGAUGCUAUAGCCAGUCUAGAAUUACUGGAAAGAAAACUUCGCUAUGGCAUCAAUUACGGUCUAGCUGGGUUAUCUCAAGUGGAAACUAUCAUAGACUUUUUAAAGCGUAGUAACCAGCAGGGUGCAGUGAUUGAAUGUAAUGCAGACCUCAGUCAGUUGAUGAAGAACAAAUUGGCCGAGAACAAUACAGAGGACUACUGCCCCAAGCAAACGGAUGAAGAAGUGACUCAAAAGGUGAUUGAGCAGCACAAGCACAGAGACCUUGUCCUUGCUAGGUUUGAUCUUCCUCAAGAGUCUGAGCAAGAGAGAAGACGCGCAUUUUUCAGCAUGUUCAAAGAGAUUCACCAGGCCAUGGAACCUAAUACAGCUUUUUGUAUCACAACUGGCUAUAGAUCCAAUAAGCAACGAGAUCAGCUUAGAGAGAAACGAGUUGAGUACAAGAAAAAGCUCAAGAAGGUGGGUUUAGCCGAGAUCCCCAUGGAAGAGCGCUGGAGCAUAGACGAUGAGCAUUUAUUAGAAAAGGUGGCAGACGAUACUCGAAGAGGAUUUAUAUUUUCAUCUGUCAAGAACGCUUAA
Molecule: messenger RNA, 1830 nt
Organism: Mucor velutinosus
Lineage: Eukaryota; Fungi; Mucoromycota; Mucoromycetes; Mucorales; Mucoraceae
Product: Upstream stimulatory factor 1
Exons: 7
Coding region: 1-1830 (609 amino acids)
Cellular component (GO): nucleus
Molecular function (GO): exonuclease activity; nucleic acid binding
Source: RefSeq, a predicted model, not a curated record